UCAUCCCUCUUAGUCCACGAAUCACCCUCAGGUGACACAGAUCUUCCUUUUAGAAAAAAGGGGGGCGAAAAAAAACAGAAGCAGGUUUCCCUACUCAAAAAUGGCGAAAGUGUAUCACUAGAUCAAAGUGACACGUGAUCACCUAUAUUAUAGAUAUAUAGAAAUGUCAAUCAUAAAUAUUUUUACUAUGGCAUUAUUGACAAUCUGUGAUUGUUUCCUAGUGCAAAUAAUAAAUUUUAUCAGUGUUGGCGCGAAUCCACGUCUUUUUAACUUUUCUCCCCCUCGACUUUUAACAAUAUCCAAACAUCUCAUUAUGCACUGAUUUUACCCAUAUUUUAAUAAAAAAACUUAAAAUGGAGCAACGAAAAUCUUUGGAUGCAAAUGCUAUUGAACAACCUCUGCCUAUUCCAAUUCAAUUGUAUCUUUGGUCCCAACUUCGGCCUUUCACUCGUUCAAAACUCGGCAAGCUACACGAGGCUUCAUGUGUGUUCUGUCAACACGCGCCCGGUCAUCAUGAAAUGAAAGAAGCUUGCACGUCUAUGGAGAAGGUGUUGGUCCAAAAUCUGCACAAUGAACUCACACCAUCUUUAAGAAAAAUGUUGGCCAGCAUCCCGAGGUGGCGUUUGAUUCAAGCAGCUCUUCCUGUUGUUCUUCAUGCCACUUCAAACGUUUUAAAUUGCAAGAAAGAUCUGCAAAAUUUAGGCGCAAUGGAAACAACUUUGUUAUAUAUUUUACAUUGGAUUUUGUUGGAUUCAGCUGAGGAAUGUGCAGACUCCGAUGGUGACAUCAAUAAUCCAUUUUAUUAUCUCUUUUCAAUACCUACUAUGACGGUUUUUGUUUAUCUUUUUGCACCAAUGUGCAAUCAUUUAAAGGACAUUGAUUUCAAAUCAAAUCUUCGUUUAGAAAAUGGUUUGAAAAUAUGGAAUGCCAUGUGUGAAUUUCGUCAUCCUGAGGCUUCAUGUUUUACGGCUCAUGUUCGUCCAAAACCAAGAGCACUUUGGAGCAAAUCAACAAGAACCACGAAAAAGCAACAAGUCCAAGAUGAUGUUUUUUUUGGAAACACAGACAGUCCGCCGAGUCAAACAGCGAGUAUAUCAGACUCGAGUUUGGUGCCGUCAACGAAACUUCAAGACGAUGAAGGCUCCUGGGUUUCAUCACCGAAAGAUACAGUAUUUCCGGAAACUAUUCCGGAAGAAAGUUCGAGUACAGAGGACGAACAUGUUGUCAUAUUUAGGCUUCCAUCAUUGAGUGAAUCUGAUAGAAUAAUUGACGGGGUAAAAGAAGUUUCAACAAUAAUUGCAGGUGAUGCGAGUAUUUUUCACGUUGCAAUGGGUGGAAGGACCAGUUCAAGAUCGACUGUUACAAUAGAGCAAGUCACUGCCAUUUCCGGUUUGGAUACUUGUCAACACAUCGAUGGAAAAUCGAAAAAAGAAAGCGAGUUCGAUAAAGAGAAAGACGAAAGGAGCUAUGGUUAUGAUGAAAUGAGAGAAAAAACCCCAUUAAAUCAACGAUUUUCAAGCGAUGGAUCUGGAUCUAAAGGAUCAAAUGUUGAUGUUGAUGUGCGUGCAGCAACUUUUCUCGAUGUUUCUGUUUUAAGGUGCCUUCUUGUAGCCCAAUGGCAAGAGGAGGGCAUUUUUUGGGCUCUUCAAUAUUUACUCAAUAGGUUGAAAAGGAUCAAUGAACAAAGUUCAGUGCAACAAAUGCCACGACGUCGUAGUAAUUCUCUUCCAAUUCCAAAAAUUGAGGUUUCGAUUUAUCAAAGUCCUGAAAUUAAAAAGAAGGACGACGGAAAGGAAAUUAUUGAAAUUCCCGAUACACGAGAUACGUCUGUUCUUGCCGAAAGCAGUCAUACGAGAAGAGCCAGUGAAAAAUCGAAAAAACGAAUGAAAAUUGCCGAUUUAAAAGCCUUUGUGGAAACGAAACUUCUUUCAAAAUCAGAAAAGGCCUUAGAAAAAAUUGGCCAAGAAGAAUCGAAACCUCUUCAAGAACAAGAAUGUCACAGAAGUUUAGACACGGGAGAUGAUCAUUUGACCAGACAAGGUUCAACGUAUUCGAAAAUUUUCGAUGCCAAAGAUGUCGAUCACAUUCAUUUUCCCACGAAUUUAAUUAAGGGGAAAAGCAUGCCAAGUUUGAGCUGCUUGAUUAACGAGCUGACCGCGGGAGGAUACAUUGGUGAUACGAAGGUAGAAAGAAAACAGAGUAACGUCUAUAGUCCAAUUUAUUCUGCCCAAAAUCCUAUAAUCACUGUCACGGAACAUACACCAACGCCAUCGCCAGAUUUUACAAAAACACACGGUUCAAUUGACAGUCAAUUAGAUGCAAUUGGAAUUCAUGGAUCUCGAUUAGAUUGCGAUAGAAAACCAAGUCUCACAAGAUCACAAACCGAUUCAAAUAUUACCUAUACAGGCGAUGAAAUACCCGAAGCUCCAGGUUCUGCAAAAUUUAUCACCAAAGAAGGAGAUUUAGAUUUUCGAGUCGUUCUACGAGCGGUUCAUAAUGUUGCUCUUCGAGAAACAACAUUUUGUACACUUCGAGUAUGUGAAUUAAUUCUCAAUUUGGUUGUUGCUCUUAUCGAAGUCGGUGUACUAAAACAGUGCCUUCGCGAAGAAUCCAUGGAUUAUUUCAAUGGUGACAAAUUCGACACGGAGAGCAAGAAACAGGAUUCAAUAAUAAAUGAACCUGGUCCAGGACAUCCGGAAGAGACACAAAAUAUACGUAAAGGCUCUGAUCAUAAUAUUCUAAUGAAUUGCGUGAUAAGGGUAAUAAAACAUCUUGGAUGUCCUCAUGGAUGUUCGGAUGGUAUUCGUGGACCACAAGCCGAUCUCUGUCGCUCACAAGCACAAUCAAUUCUUACUCGUCUUCAUAAAGCUAGUCCCAAACAAUUUGCAAAAUUAUUACGUGUUUUAAUUCGCGAGCUACCAAUUAAUGAACUUUUGGAUCUUUUUCAUUCUUAUGUUGGAUUCUGUUUGGAGCCGAGUUCACUUCUUUCUCCUCUCAAUCAAAAGAGAGGAUCAAGUAAAUCGCCGGACUCAGUGCCUCAAGGGAGUUAUGCGACGAAUUUUGGUGCAGGAUGUGGAGCAUCGGGUCCAGGAAGUUCUCCGUCAGGAAAUGCGGCAUCAACGACACCGGGAACAUCGACAAAUGCGGCUUCUUCGACGUGGACAACUGCUGCUGCUGCAGGUGGUGGUGGUGGUGGUGGCACAACACCAUAUAGUAGUCUCGGUGCACCAGCACAUGGUUUUCGUAGCAUUGAAGGACAAAUAAUGGCCUAUAUGUUUAAACCGUUUGUCACACUUUGUGUGCAAAAUAUUAAAAAACUUAAAUCACAGGAUAAUAUUGCUCUCUAUUGUGAUGUACGACAAUUUAUGACGUACGUGAAGGAGGCGCAUGGGGGAAUAUUUCGCCGUGUUGUUCUUAGUGGAAUUUUAGACUCAUCAGAUUUGCCUAAUAAACGUUGUAAUAGUUACAUUCAAACCACUCGAGUUAUCAGACACAUGCACCCGGCAGAUUUGGAGGAAAAUGCAGAAGGAGGAGAGGCCUAUGGAGCGGAUGAUAGGGGCACGCGCAAGUUUCUUUUUAAAAAGAGAAGCGCUUCUUCGACUUGCGCGGUAAAUAUGACUCGCAAUUACAAGGGAGAGUUGCUGAGUUUAGUGGAGACAGACGGAAGCGAUGAGAAUCCAAAAACAAGUCAAAGUCCUUUAGGAAAUGUAAGGAAAAAACAUCACGUUCUCACUCCUCGACAGAGUGAAAGAAAUUUGGAACUGGGCGAACCUUUUUCAAGACCGAAAUCAAGAAAAACGACUCGUCAAAAAAUUGGUGGCAUAGUAAAUUGGUUCCGGAAGGAAUAUGGACGAACUGAAUCAACUGAUAGUCAUGACAGUAGCGAAUCUCCAACUGAAAGUAGUUUUGUAAAACAACCGAGUUUAAGACGUCGUGGAAGACAACGGGGAACAUCCAGAACUACCCGAGGCGUAAGCCAUACUUUACAGAAAGCGAAACGUCGAAUGGAAAAUCAGUUGAGUAAAAUUGGUUUAGUUAAGGGGAAGAAAAAAGAAAGUAUGGAAGAAACACCAGGGAGUUAUUUCAGUCGGAAAAAUUCUUUGGAAACUGGUGAAGCGUCAAGAGAUUCAGAAUAUGUAAUUUUAAAAGAACGACGUUUAGUUCCACGAGGAUCAGUUUUUGAUGGAAUGUUGAGAUUUUCUUUCUUAUUGGAUACGUGUCAGCCUGGCUCUGUUCCUGAUCAUCAUUUAAUGGCUGCUCUUCUCGAUUUGCCUUACGCGCCAAUAGUCGCUAGAGCGACAAUGUUUUUGGAGUGCGCACAUUUUGUUCAUCAAUGUAAUAAAGGACAUUGGCCAGCGUGGAUGAAAUUGAAUUUUCCAUUAUUUCGUCCUUCAAUGCCUUUGAAUAAUCGUUCAACAUCAACUGGUCUCAGACGAACGCAUCUUUUACAAAGAUCAGCUGGAAAAUUAUUUUAUCAAUGGGCUGAAGCAAUUGGAGCACGUUUAGAUGAAUUUCUCGUGGAGGACAAAAAAGUAAUGGAGAAUGCGUCAGCUGUUGUUUUAGAUGAAUCGAAACAUCGUGAUUUAAUAAUUGAAGAUGAAGAAGAAAAUUUUCUCGAUGACGCAAGUGUAAAUACUUAUGGCUCGUCCUGUCCGGUGUCAUUGAGAAUGGUUGCCUGUAUGUUAUUACUUGAAAUCACAGCUUUUCUUCGUGAAACUUAUCAAACUUUGCCAAAAUCAAAUAGAAUGUCAACAAAGGAAAGACCACCACCUUGGGAAAAAAUGUAUAGUCGUGAAGCUAAUCGUCGAUGGAGUAUGGCUUUAUCUUCAAUGGGUCAUUCUCAGACUUCGGCACAAAGUCUUCAAUCCAUCGCUGGAGAUCGAGAAACUGAAAGAAAAAUCAGUUUCGUUUUACAUGAGCCUGAUAAUGAAUCGGAAGGUAGCAGUAAAUCAAAUGUGACAAUUCAAGGUGAAGAGAUACAAAAUAAUGAGAAAGAGAAAAAUAAACGUAUGCAAGCACCGCAAGGAAGACCAUUUCUUCUACGUCGUGGGACAACUGGUAAUGCAAAUACAGGAUCAUUUAAAAGAAGAAGUCUCAAAUUGAGAAGAAAUACCAAAGAGGGCAAAGAUAUAGAAUGUGAGGCGUAUGUAGUGAAAAGAGCCGAUUCAAUUCAAUCGAAGAGAAAAGUAAGUUCACUAUCAGAUCGUAGUGAUACUUCAGAACCGGGACUUGGUGGUGAAGUAAGUGGUGAGGAAUCACCGGGUAUUUUAAGUGACGAUCAACCACCCGAGAGUCCAAGUGACAGUAACGAUACCGAUGAGACAAAUAAAAAUUUUCCCUGGAUGAGAGUUAUGGUACAAACAAUGAAUGUCAUGAAUUUUUAUUGUUCACAUCAAUAUUUUUGUCAUCCAUUUUGUCAUCGACGACAAAUGAGAGCGUGCAGUCGUUUAAUUCAAUCGGUGAGAAAAAUUUAUGGUGAAAAAUUUGGUAUUCUCAAUGGUAAUGAUAUGUUUGACACUGAAAUGGAGAAAAAAGAAAAUGGAAAAAAAGAAAAAAGAAGUCGUAAAAUUUCUGAUCAAACGAGCGGUCAAAUUUCACCCAAGAGAAAAGAUAGUCUUGGUCGAAAGUAUAAAAUUGAUAAGAAUCCAGAAGGAUCGCAGUCGGGACGUUUGACAGGUGGAACGCGUGACUCGUCGAAAGAUUUGGCUGAUCAGGAUUCGGAGCGCGGUGCUGAAACUUCGAAAAUUAUUGGUCCCGAUGAGGAGGAGGAUAGUGAUAUGGAUAAGGAACCGUCGGCAAUUUUAAAAUAUGUUCAAACACAAGUGAAGAAUGCUUUUCAUGCACCAUUAGCAACUCUUGUUAAAGGCGCUGUUGUUAUGUCUGACGAUUUAUUUGUCGAUGUACUACCAGUUGCAUGGGAACUUUUAUUAGAAUCAAAUCAGGAAGUUUGUGCCUCGGCAGCAUCGGUUUUUAUUGUUGCCGCCGUUCGUGCUCCAAAUCAAGCGAGUGAAUUAAUGCAUCAGGGACUACAACAUAAUAAUACAUCGAUUCGAAUUAAUUCUAUUUUGAGAUUUCAAGUUUUGUGGAAACUUCGCUAUCAAGUUUGGCCCCGUAUGGAGGAAGCUGCUCACGUUACGUUUAAAGUGCCUCCACCUGGUAUUGAAUUUACUCUUCCGUCACCGAAAAUUGGCAUUGAAUCAUUGCCCGUUGUUGAUCCGCCCUGGAUGCCGCAAGUGAAGACAAAAGUCGAGGAAGUUACCAUCAGUCAGGAACGUCACAGAUCAUUCGUAACAGCUACGAAAACGAGGAAAAAGCAACAAACUGAAUUAAUAAAAAGAGCAUUGCAAGCGCAAGAUGACAAGAAACGUGAGGAGAGGGAAAAUUUUCUUCUCACAACAAUUCCGAUUACAAUUCAAGCUGCUCAUGAACCCAGUCCAGUUGGUGAUGAUCACGACGAAGGAAAUGUUGAUGAGGAUGGCGGUGAUUUAGUUCCGAGAAAUUUAUCUCAUCAUGGACAAUCAGCUCUUUCUUUGUUUCCAUCUUCAUUGUGUUCGGCUAUUGUGCAAAUUAUCACACUUUUGGAUGAUGCUGCAGUUUCAACUGAUGGAAAUGCUGUUUAUGAAGUUGCUUACCAUGUAAUUUGGAAUUGUCUAGUGGAAGACAGUGCGCUUUUUCUUCGUUACAUUCUCGAAAGAUUGACAAGAGAGAAACAGGAACAAAUGUUCAAAUUAUUGAGACAUCUUAUUAGAUUUAUUCCAAAACUUCCUCAACAGGCGGCGUUUGCCCUUUAUAAUUACAUAAUUGGUUAUAUAAUGUUUUACGUUCGUUCUCCGCAUGAAGAAGGACAAAAAUUAAUUGGCACUGCACUUUCAAUUUUGUGGAUGGUGGUACACAGUGUUCAUGGAAUAAUGUUUAAAGAUUUAAAACAAAUUCUCAGAAAAGAACAAUGUGAUGCAUCAAUUCUUUUGACAGCAAAUGUUCCGUCAGCGAAAAAAAUUAUUGUUCAUGGUCCUCAAGAUCCUGAUGCUGGAGGAAUUCCUUCUCAAUUUCCUGUUCAGGAGGAUACACAAUUUUGUCAAAUACUUCGAGAAUCUUUAGAUUUCUUUGGAAUUGAAGAGAUCAAGCAUAAGGAAUAUUUUCUCAUUGAUUAUAAAACACAUCAAAUUCACAAUCCUUCAUCUUACGUUCGGGACUAUUAUUUCUUCAAAAGAUCACAAUAUCCACAAUUGGAAUUGGUACACAUGAAACCGGAGGAUGCUUUUAAUGCCCUACAGCGUCAAGAAUUGUUGCAUAAAUUUGUGGAAGUAGGAAAAGUGAUGCUUACUUGGGCAAUAUUGAAAAAUGUCGAUAUGGUUGUUCAGAGAGUUGUUUUUUUACACGAAGAACUCAUGAAAUUACCAUCUUUCCCGAGAAAAGCUUUGGAAGCUGAUCUUGAUCUUUACAAAGGUGGAGAAAUGGGAAGAGAACUUCUUGGUUUGGAUGUAAUGCACAAAUUUAUGUGGGUGAGAUUAAUUGCGCGAAUGUUUGAGGCAAUGGCGGGAAAUUUUGCCUAUUCGGGGGAUAUUCAUUUAUUUUUAAAUGUACUAAAUGGUGCGGUUAUUCUUCAUAGUCAAGAUUCGUGUAUUUUGCGAUAUGUCGUUGCGACUUACAUUAAUGCAGCAACAAAUUUUAAAAAUAUUUUCUCCAUCAAUGGAUAUUUAUUGAUUAUGCCAACACUUUUGCAACUUUAUUCCACUCAUCAAACGAAUAAACUUGUGACGACAACGGUUGAAUAUGCUGUGAAGCAAUUUUAUCUUUUGAAUAGAAAACCCUUUAUUCUUCAAAUGUUUGGAAGUGUAUCGACAAUUCUCGAUACUGAUGUCACAAGCGCUGUUGGCGAUGCUCAUAAAGUUCCGUCGACUUGCCUUUUUAAUUUACUUCUCAGUUUGGAAGAUCCUUCGCCGGAUCCUUUGAAUAUAGGAGAAUUAGUGAGAGAAGAAAAACCACUGAAGGCAAUUGAUUUUUGUUAUCAUGAUGAAGAUGAAAAUGUCACAGUUCUCGAUUGUAUUUCUCUUUGCGUGAUGGUAAUCGCAUAUUCAGCUGAUUCGAUAAGAGGACAACAAAUGCUGACAAUCCUAGAAGCUAUUCUACCUUGCUAUGUGCAAAAAAUUCAGCAACCAACCUACAAUAGAGAGGGACGAACUGAAAAGGAAGUUAUCAAUCAAUUGUCCAUUUGUGUGAGGACUCUAGUCAACAAUUCCGAAACACUGACAAAAUAUUAUAAUAGGCCUCAAAAAUUGAGCCCAGAGCAUAAAGGAUCAAGUCAACGGAAUUAUGGUAAAGGUCCAUAUUCACCGGGUUUUGAUUUUGAGGAUGAAGCUCAUGUGAAAUACAUGGAACACAAUAAAAAUCGAAGUCUCUAUGAGCGCGACAUUGACGACACUGAUAGCUGUCAUAAAAAUGAAUUUCGAAGACCAAGGGACACUUUAUUGAAUAUGGUCGGUGAUUUUGCCGCUCGUUGCUCUGUUCGACUUGUUGAUCUCAAUAAAAAAUCCCAAGAUGUAAAAACUAUUGAGAUUCUUGACUCGAAAUGUCACGUGCGAUUAGCUGACAUUGCGCAUAGUCUUUUAAAAAUUUCGCCCUACGAUCCAGAAACAAUGGCUUGUAAAGGAUUGAAAAGAUACAUGAAUGAUCUUUUGCCAUCGACAGAAUGGUCGAGUGACGAUUUAAGACCUGCUUUAACACUAAUUCUACGGCGUUUGGAUAAAACUUUUAGUAAAAUUUAUAAAAAAGCAUCGAUAAGAAGAAAUACUGAUUGGGAUGCUGCGAGUGAUUUAUUAAAAGGCGUCUAUGAAACUUUAUUGAAAUGUCCCUAUAUCGCUCAUUUUCAAUAUUUGAAAACUCUCCUGUCUACUUGUCAGGCGAUUAUAAUUGGCGAUAUAACGGGAAUUGAAAUGACUUCUUCAGCGUCCACUGCUUUAAUGUCAAAAAUUCCUCCACAACAUUUUUGUUCGACUGUUUUGAGAUUAAUUUCUCUGCAUGUUAUUUCGCUGGGCGAAGGAUAUUCUUUAGAAAAUGCAUGCGGUAGUCAUGGAAUGUUUGCAAAUUACACGAGAACGGAAAAUAUGUUAUUAAAUUUUUUGAUUCCCUUAUUUUUACGAGUUGGCACUGGAAGACAAGAUGUACCACAAUUGAGAACUGUGGACAUUGGCUUUGCCUUAACUGCAGUUUUAAAUACUCUCUGGCCAGCGGGAGCAAGAACUUUACAGAUACAUUAUCAAAGUUCAAAAGGAGGACCAGAUAUGAGAGCCGGAAGUUUGACAUUCGCUGCUCGAGAUGCUAAACUUCCUACGAAAAUAUCUAUCACCUUGUAUCAAAUUGGAUUUUUAGCUUUGAAAAUAAUAACAAUUUGCUUCGAGAGAGAAUUAACGACAGAAUGGCCAAAAAUUGCAAGAACAAUGAGAUUAUUGAAUAAACGAAAUGAAGCGUCAUUGUAUUUAUGGGAUUUUUUGGAAUUUGUCGUAACACAUCGUACACCACUUUAUAUUCAAAUGAUGCCAUUUAUCGUUCAAAAAAUUGGUCAAGCUCCAAUAUCCGAACACGAGCGUAAUAUGCAGAGUAUUAUUCGUGAAAAAAUCAACGGUGACUGGACCUGUGUACCAAAAUCACGUGGCACUUUACUUGUCGAUCUUAUUCAUGAUUUAAAAACAUUGAAAGAACAAAUUGAAAGUCGAAAAAUUGAUGAAAUGCAACCGGAACCAAAGAGAAGUGUAGCGGAAAUGCAUAUUACAAAUGAAGGUGGACCGAGAACACAGAGACCGUCUUUAUUGAUUGAUCUUCUUACUGGUGAUCUUGGCUCUAGAUCAAAUCGAACACCAGCAGAAACUCCAGUUUCGCAAUCGACUGGACCGCACACAGCUGGACAUUCAUCUCAUCAUUCCACAAAUUCGAGUAGUACGACAAAAACUACUUUAGCCGGUCAAUCAACAUUUAAUGGAGCAACUAAACGAGAAUCGAUUUCAAGUGUCAGUGCUGGAUCAACGAUUCUACGUGAUGGAAACGAUAUUGUUCCAUCUGGCGAAGGACAAUCUGAUUCAACACCUGGAACAGGUAAGCCAAAACUGCGCUUUGUCUCUUCUGUAGAGUAUAGAAACUCAUCAGGCGAAACUAUGACGGGUCAAUUGAGUCCAGACAAACCACGAUUACACAGAUCAAUGGGACAAAGCAAGAGGACAUUUCGUCUGAAGAAGAGUCGAAGAGCUCACAUUGAGGUCACUAGAGAACACAGUUUCCCUCCUCAUUCUCAUCACAGUCUGGACACAAAUUUUCAUCUACCACCUGACUUUCAAAUUAUUCAAACGAAAAUCGAACAGGAAACAUCACCUGUCGUAUCAUCUCCAUCUGCGAGUAAAUCUGAGCACAGUGGUAGUCAACAACAGAAUCUUCUUUCUUCAUCUUCCUCUCAUCAUCAUCAUCAUCAUCUUCGUCCUCAAUCUGAUGUCUCGUUUGACGAGGAUACUUCGAGUACAUCCGGCUAUCGUGAAUCGUACAGUAUUGUUUCGCUCGUACAAGGACCAUUAGCAUCACCCGUACCAUCAACCAGUAGCACUGCAACUAAUUACACCGAUUGUUCUAUCAAUGGCAUUGGUGGUGAAAAAACGGCUCAGGAUGAAGACACCUUGAUAUAAUUGCCAACGUUCCACACUUUUUAUUUUGAAAAUCAUCUACAAUAAACGGUAAUUCAUUAUAAUUAACAUAAUUGAGUUAAGUUUUAUCAUAUGGUGGUAGCCGAAGAAUAGAUAAAAUUUUAUGCAAACUUUAGUCUGGAAUUUAAUGCAAUAACUUCUGAUUAAUAUAAAUUUUUAUUUUAAGAACAUUUAAUUGUCUUAAUUUUUCAAAUAACGAAUGCGAGCUAAAAAUUAGUUACUUUUUUCUUUAAUUUCACAAUAAAUUUUAAAUUAAUAAUACCUUUUUUGAAAUUAAAAUAAAAUUAAAUACUAAAGUUUGAUUUAAAAAUAAAGUUUAAUGAAAAAACAGAGUUUAUCUGAAGUUAUGUUUAAAAAAAAUGUUUAUAUUUAGAGAGUGAUGAGAAAACUUUUUCGUCCAAUUGUCAAAUAAUGAAUGGUGAAUUUCUCGCAAAAGAAAUUAAUUAAUUAAUUGAUAAUUGUUAUUUAAUUGAUAAAUAAAUACUUUGUUUAUUAAAUAACGAUUGCUAAGUAAUUGAGUAAUUUAAUAAAUAAUAGAAAAGUCGAUCCUAUAGUGAAGAAAAACACCCCUGUGAUUAAUUAUUAUUUAGAGAUUUUUACAAAAAUUGUUAGCAACGAAAAUUUGUAGCUAUUUUAUGAUGUUAGAAUUAAUGGAAAAUAAUAUAUAUAUAUUAAUGUAAAAGUAUAUAUAUACAUUUAUACAAUAAUUGGAGACUGUUAAUUGUUAUAAUAAAAUCUCUAAAGAAGUCA
Molecule: messenger RNA, 11435 nt
Organism: Leptopilina boulardi
Lineage: Eukaryota; Metazoa; Arthropoda; Insecta; Hymenoptera; Figitidae
Gene: unc80
Product: protein unc-80 homolog
Exons: 50
Coding region: 354-10667 (3437 amino acids)
Biological process (GO): monoatomic cation homeostasis
Cellular component (GO): axon; cation channel complex
Molecular function (GO): monoatomic cation channel activity
Source: RefSeq, a predicted model, not a curated record